This is a messenger RNA of Manacus vitellinus (golden-collared manakin), 536 nucleotides long. RefSeq names its product feather keratin B-4-like. The record is from RefSeq and is a predicted model, not a curated record. Gene Ontology annotation, molecular function: structural constituent of cytoskeleton. Lineage: Eukaryota; Metazoa; Chordata; Aves; Passeriformes; Pipridae. Gene Ontology annotation, cellular component: intermediate filament. The coding region runs from base 48 to 341 and encodes 97 amino acids. The transcript has 3 exons.
CUUGUCUUUAACUCUUCUCCUUGGUGAUCCGGGUGUGGCCCUGCCCCAUGUCUCCCUUCCAGGGGUGCUGCCUGCCGGGGUUGCAGUGCCCCGAGCCCUUUGCUGUGACCUGCAAUGAGACCUGUGUGAUCCAAUACCCCGACACCGUGGUGGACAUCGUGGAGCCCCACCAGCCCCCCUACUCCCUGAUCUACCCCGGGCCCAGGCUCACCACCUUCCCCCAGCACACCAUCGUGGGAUCCACCCUCCUGGACGUCAGGAGCUUCCUUGGAGCCGGGGGAGCCCUUGGGUUUAGGGAACUUGCAGGCCAACCCAAACCCACCACGGAUAUCUGUGGAUAGACUGAAAAGCAGGACUGAGCACUAAAGAGCCCGACUAAGUUUAUGGAUAAUGGAUUAGAGAAGUGCUGAGCUCCCGAGGUUCCCAGUGGAGUCAAUAAAUCCAUGGCUUCCUGGCACUAGACCUGCCCGAGGACUAGAAUUUCCAAACUCCAAGAAACUGAAAUUUCACCACUGACCUGGUUCAAAAUUAGGAUG